AUGGUGCCCGACCUCCAGCUCGCUUUUCACCGCAUCGUGUGGGCCUGCGCCAUCCUCGGCACGCAUGUCCUUCUCAAGGGCGAGGCACGCGCGUUUCUCUCUGGCAUCACGAGCUGGCGACUUCUGCUCACGUUUGUCUUCUCGAGCGCUCUCAUCUUUGCCAACUGGUACCUCCUCGUGUGGGCCGUCAACGCGGGUUUCAUCGUCGAGGCCGCGCUCGGUCUCUUCAUCAACCCGAUGUUCAGCGUCGUCUUUGGCGUGCUCGUGUUUCACGAGCGUCUGCGCCUCUGGCAGUGGGUUGCCGUUGGCUUGGCGCUCGCUGGCGUCCUUGUCUGCGCGAUCGGCUACGGCAAGGUCCCGUACAUUGCGCUGAGCAUGGCCAUCACGUUUGCGAUCUAUGGCGUCAUCAAGAAGCAGACGACGAUGCUGGCGCGCCACGGCAUGCUGCUCGAGACGCUGCUCGUGUGUCCGCUUGCGAUCGCGUACUUGGUGUACGUCGAGUGCACGGGCACCGGCGCCUUCUUGCACGGAGCGACAACCACUAGUGUGCUUUUGGUGGGCGGUGGCGUCGUGACGAUCGUACCGCUGCUCUUGUUUUCGAUGGCGGCGCAACUGAUUCCGUUGAGUCUCCUUGGCAUUCUGCAGUACAUUGCGCCGACGAUGCAGUUUCUCUUUGGGGUGUUAAUGUACGACGAGCCGCUCACGACACUCAAGCUGAUGGGUUUUGUGCUUGUCUGGGCGGCGCUCGCCGUGUACUCGGGCGAAGGUCUCUGGCAGCGCGCGUCCAAAGUGCCAGUCGAGGUCGACACGACGCUGGACGACGCGUGUGACGACGACGGUAUCGCCGAGUACAAGGACGCGGCGCUAGUCUGAUUGACCCGAGCGACGAUGGCAGCAGCGGCCACCACGUUUUGCCGUGAUGUGCGCUACUCUAGCUAUUUGAUCCUAAGCUAUCUGAACACAAGCAACAUGCCACGGUGG
Messenger RNA from Saprolegnia diclina VS20, 981 nucleotides. RefSeq lists its product as hypothetical. The coding region runs from base 1 to 873 and encodes 290 amino acids. The record is from RefSeq and is a predicted model, not a curated record. The transcript has a single exon. Gene Ontology annotation, cellular component: plasma membrane. Lineage: Eukaryota; Oomycota; Saprolegniomycetes; Saprolegniales; Saprolegniaceae.